This is a messenger RNA of Hyposmocoma kahamanoa, 2844 nucleotides long. RefSeq lists its product as uncharacterized. Bases 1 to 2844 code for a protein of 947 amino acids. NCBI's taxonomy places the organism in Eukaryota, Metazoa, Arthropoda, Insecta, Lepidoptera, Cosmopterigidae. The record is from RefSeq and is a predicted model, not a curated record. The transcript has a single exon.
AUGGAGAGUCUAUUUCAACGUCAAGAGAUACUCUCAGAAACAAUUAAUAAAAUUGGUGUAAACUUCAACAAGGACGCAGCUGCCCGUAAAACCACCGAUUACAUCAAAAAACGUGUGGAUACACUUGACGAGCUGUGGAACGAAUUUGAAAACAACCACAGCAGACUUCUUUACUACGACAUCAAAACAACAAUGUAUGUCAACACCAACAUGUACGAAAAAGUGAAGUCUAAAUAUGAGUCCAUCCGCAACACUCUUUUAACUUAUCAAGCCCCUCCUGACGGAAGGGAGGCAAAGGGAACUCCAUCAAAGUCCGACGAGUUGAUCAUGCAACAAGCUACCAACUUCAGAGCUCUAUCUCGGUUAAUUCGCAAUAUUGACAUUGAAACCAUUAACGAGAAGUGGGAGGUUGAAGACAAGUUGCAGAUGCUUCAGGCCAGGUGGAAAAUAAUAGAUGAAACACAUUGGCAGAUCGACAAUCUGCUUACUGAUUGUAACUUGGACUACGAGCAAGAUUUCACUGAUAACGAAAAUCGGUACGAGUCUGUUAAACGUCAAUUACAUCGCAAAUUGAACGCCACCACAUCCCAGAAUCAAUCUCUACCAAAAAUCGAGAUCCCUAUCUUCUCGGGUAACUAUGCGCAGUGGCCAACCUUCCUAGAUUUAUACAGAGAAACGAUUCACAACAACAUGUCACUCUCUAAAGCCCAGAAGAUGCAACAUCUUAAAGGGAGGCUCCGAGGUGAAGCGGAAAGGAUUGUCCAACAUCUUACGGUAUCGGCAGAAAACUACGAUGCGUGCUGGGACAUAUUAACACAUAGAUACGACAACAAACAGCUUCUAUUUACACGGCUAAUGCAAACGUUCAUGAAUCAACCCUCUAUCCAACACCAAAGUGCGUAUGAACUAAAACGGUUACACGAUACCACUCUUGAGACGACUCACGCAAUUAAUAACCUAGGAGUGGAUACAGCAACGUGGGCUCCUAUCUUAGUUCAUAUCCUUACAGGAAAGCUGGACGCCGACACCUAUACGUCUUAUAUGGAAACAAGAAAGGCCCCACGUGAGCUACCAACAUUCGACGAGUUUAUACAGUUCCUGGAAAGCAAGUUUACUGCCUUGGAACCCGUAACCAGGAAAAAACAGCAACCCAACUUUUCUACAGCGCCAAAACCUUAUAAUCCGCCAGAAAGAAAUCCACCUGCUAGAGACUAUUCGACGCCAUCACUAAGGGCAGUACAAAACAAACAGACACGUGCUCACCCACGAACGUACCACGUGAGCGCCGAACGAUCUUGUCCCUUAUGUAAAACAAACCACGUGUUAAUGAACUGCAAACUAUUUUCUGACAUGGCACCUGAUGCUAAAUUGAAAACAAUUUCACAAUUAAAUAUAUGUGAAAAUUGUCUAUAUUGCCACGAUAAACAAUGCCACUCCAAGAAAACGUGCCGUGUCUGCAACUUGCCGCAUCACACCUCGUUACACGACACUCUUCGCGUUGCUAAGCGAACUCCGCCACCGCCGGAGGGUCAACCACCUUUGCAACCUAAAUUCAAUCACGCCGUGCCUCUACAAACAUCUUCAAACCACGUGGCGGGCAACUAUAAUGAAGUGUUAUUAGCCACCCUACAAAUAAGGGUCAAGGCCAUUAACGGCACUUAUGUCACACUGAGAUGUUUACUCGACCAAGGAUCACAGAUCAAUCUCAUAACCGAGUCUGCAGUACAACGUCUCGGACUCCCUAGACAGCAUGAGAACGCCUCUGUAUUUGGAAUUGGAGCAUCUAACACCCAGAGUAAUGGAACCGUAUCAUUAAACUGCACUUCACUUUAUGGCGACUAUACAUUUACUACCAGCGCAUUAGUUAUGAAAAAGGUUCUAAAUAACUUGCCUAACUGCAGCUUCAAAAAACAACAAUGGCCACACCUACAAGACAUAAACUUGGCGGACCCCGACUACAAUGUUUCUCGACCUGUGGAUGUCCUACUCGACGCGGGUGUAUAUGCAGAAAUAGCUACAGGGUGCAUCUUACGUGGCCCUAGCGAAGCACCCAUAGCACUACAAACCAAGGUGGGAUGGGUCCUUCUCGGCAACAUGAAAACAUAUAAUUGUCAUGCUCUCAUUCAUAACCUAGAAGAAAUAUCACUAUUUUGGGAAUUAGAAGACAUUACUACAAACAAUAAUAAACAAAUGACUUCAGGCGAGGCGUGUUGUGAAACAUUAUACGCGAACUCGACACGCCGCCUCGUAGACGGUCGCUACGUAGUAAAAAUACCUAUGAAACAGAAUUACGAACAAAAAUUAGGUACAUCCAAGCGACAAGCAGUAGCGCAAUUCAGACAACUUGAAAAACGUCUAACGCAAAACGCAGAAUUGUCUGACAGUUACAAGGCGUUCAUAGGUGAAUAUGUGGAGCUCGGUCACAUGAAGCUCAGCACAGAAUCACGAGAGCCAAGCUGCUUCCUGCCACAUCACGGGGUUCUCAAACCCGAAUCUACUACGACCAAAUUGCGUGCCGUAUUCAACGCGUCUUCGAACACAUCGUCAGGGUACAGUUUGAAUCAACUUAUGGAAUGCGGCCCGAACCUACAACAAGAUUUACAAUCAAUGAUUUUACGGUGGCGAUCAUACCAAUACGUUUAUACGGCAGAUAUAGAAAAGUUUUACCGCCAAAUCUUGAUUGCUGAAGAAGACCAACAUCUUCAAAAAAUUGUAUGGAGGGACUCUACACUCGAACCAAUACAAGAGUACCAACUGUGUACAGUAACCUAUGGUACUAAGGCCGCACCAUUCCUCGCUAUGCGCACAAUUAAGCAACUGAUUAUGGAUGAGGGCAAGUUCUAG